GAGGUCAAAUUGAAACCAAAACGAAAAUCUUCAAUUAAAAAGGAAACUAAAGAAAAAUCACCCGAGGAAGCUUCUUUUAUUCUUAAGCGUCCAAAAGAAAAAUUAGAAAAUAUAACAGAUCUAGAUCAGCCUGAAGAAGUUUAUACAGUUAUGAAAACUCACAAGAGUCCUUUAAUGUCGAAUAAUGAGUUUUCUGAAACUGUAGAGUUUAAAGUGAAACCUAAACGAAGUUCGUCGACCUAUAAUGUUGAUGAAGGAACUGAAGAAUCGUUUAAAAUAGAUUUAAAUCCCAAUAAAGAGUUUCAGGAUAUACCUAUUUAUGAAGAAGAGUCGUUAGAUUUUAAAGUUAAACGAAAACCAUCAAUAAAAUCUUUCAGCCAAGAUGGAGCUGAGUUGAAAAUAGUUCAAGAAAAAGACAUUUUUUUGAAGGAUAAUUCUAUUUUACAAGAAGAUAAUCAUGAUGGUGAAAUAAUGUUUGCAAUCCGCACAUACAUUGCUGAAAAUGAAGAUGCUUUAGAUUUAGUCGAAGGAGAAAAAGUUUAUGUUAUAGAAAGCAAUAAUCAAGAAUGGUGGUUUGUUAAAAAACAUUUAACGGAAGAAAAAGGUUGGGUUCCUUCUAUUUUCCUAAGAGAUGAAACCAGUUACAUGCGUUACGUGCAAAAGAAAUUACAUGAAAAGAUUGAUAGACUGCCAAUUUUCCAGAGACAUGCUUCAAAUGAAAAACCUUCAGCUCCUCGUUUUGUUGAAAAACUUCAACCCAAGCAUGUGCCAGAUGGUGGUACAGUUCAGUUUGAAUGUCACGUAGAAGGAAAUCCUAGACCACAAAUUACAUGGUUCAGACAAACGGCAAUAAUUAAACCUUCUCAAGAUUUCCAAAUAUUCUAUGAUGAAGAUAAUGUUGCAACGUUAAUAAUUAGAGAAGUUUUUCCUGAAGAUGCGGGUACAUUUACUUGUGUUGCUAAAAACGUAGCUGGAUUUGCAUCUAGUACUACAGAAUUAACCGUCGAAGCCCCAUUAUCAGACCAUGGCUCUGAUGUAACAGGUCUUUCCAGAAAGAGCAUGUCUAGAGAAUCAUCAUUAGCUGAUAUACUAGAAGGUAUACCCCCGACAUUUUCACGUAAACCAAAAGCCACGUGUACAUCAGAGCAUUCGGAUGUUACAAUUGAAUGUCGUCUAGUAGCUGUGCCAGAACCAGACAUAUUCUGGCAUUAUAAUGGCAAAGAAAUUUCAAUCACCGAUUCCAUAAAAGUGAAUACAUACUCAGAUAUGCACUUCUACGUGAGCAACAUUAAAAUUAAUGACGUCCAAAAAACUCAAGAAGGUAUAUACACUGUAAUAGCGAGAAAUAGAGAGGGUGAGGCUAAAAUGGAUUUAGUGCUCAAAGUUAAAACUGGAUUACCAGAGAAACCACAAAUACUUGAACCACUUUAUGACAUAACUAUAAAUGAGGGAGAAACUGCAGUGUUAAGUACUCAAAUUAGUGGAGAGCCACAACCUAUGGUAGAAUGGCUAAAAAAUAGUAAAAAAAUAACAGAUAUAAAAACUGUUGUGACUAAAGAUGGCGUCCAUUCAUUAACCAUCGAUAACCCAACUCCUCGUGAUUCCGCAAAAUACACUGUAAUCGCUUCGAACAAACUUGGUAAUGCACAAACUACGUGUUUCCUAGCAGUUGAAGAACUUCCUGGUCCACAAGCGCCGUUGUUUAUUGAACGCUUCCAAGAACAGACCGUCAAAGAAAAGGGAACUAUUACAUUGAUUGCUAAAGUAACCGGGAAUCCAGUUCCAAUAGUUUCUUGGUUCAGAAACAAUAAACCAUUACUUGCUUCAUCCAAGAAAAAAGAAGUAUUUGAUGGCGAAAAUAUAGUUUUAGAAAUUGUAAAUGCUGAUAGUGAAGAAGACGCCGGUGAUUAUAAAUGUGUUGCAUCAAACACAUUUGGUACCGCCACCCAUGGUGCUAGGGUGUCGGUUGAUGUACCGCAAGUGAAAUUCACGCGACCAUUAAUAGACAUAGAAGUUGAUGAAAAACAAUCGAUUUAUUUGGAAUGUGAAACAUCCCAUACAGUUUCCACAAAAUGGCAAUUGAAUGGCAAAGACCUUACCGGUAUGGACCACCGAGAAUUGCACCAAGAAGGACGAUUCCAUCGGUUAAUUAUCAAAAAAUCAAGCAUUCUCGAUUCCGGAAAAUACACUUGUUUGGUUAAAGACCAGAUUACUUCCUGCAAAGUAGUGGUUCACGACGUGAAAGCAGAAUUCAUUAAGAAACUUGAAGAUGUUGAAGUAAAAGAGAACGAUUGUGCAAUAUUGGAGGUAGAAGUUUCUUCAGAAACUGUGAAUGUUACUUGGCACAAGAAUGGUGAAAUGCUUACGGACGGUAUGAAAAAUAAAAUAUUCUUUGAAAAAGAAGGUCAAACACGUAAGCUAAUUAUUCGAAGUAUAUCUGUUCACGAUGACGGCGAAUAUACAUGUUCGUUGGGUGAACAAGAAUGUACAGCAGAAAUAAAUGUUAUAGAACUUGCACCACAAAUAAUAAAAAAACUAAAAGAUCAAAUAGUGGCUACUGGUGAACAAGUGUUAUUUGAAAUAGAAUUAACUAAAGGUGAUGCUUUAGUUAAAUGGACAAAAGAUGGCAAAGAAUUACACUUUAAUAACAAUAUAAGAUUAACUAUUGAUGGCAAACGACAAAAAUUAGAAAUAGUCAAAGCUACAAUAGCUGAUACUGGAGUUUAUGGAUGUCAAGUUCAUGAACAAACUUGUACAGCAAAAUUGACUGUCGAAGAACCAAGAGCCAGUUUUGUGAAAAAAUUACCUGAUAUCACCCUCGCCGUUCAGGGUAGUGAUAUUAAACUAACAGUCGAGCUUUCUAAACCGGAUAUACCAAUAAAAUGGCUAAGAUCAGGUAAAGUGAUCAAAGAAUCUGAAAAAUAUGAAAUAAUUUCUGAAGGAGCCGUCCACACUCUAGUUAUUAAAAAACCUACUACUGAUGACGAAGCAGAAUAUAUUUGUACAGCUGUUAACAUAAAAACAUCAACGAAAUUAAAAGUUGAAGUUAAAGAAGAACCUCCCAAAAUAAAUAACCUACCAAAAGAAUAUCGUUUGAAAAAUGGGGAAGAUCUAAACGUAAAUGUAACAUUUAAGUCAACAACGUUACCGACAGUAGAAUGGUUUAUCAACGGAAACGUCCUAAUAAAAUCAAAUAAAGUAUCCUAUUCUAUUAAUGAAUCAUCAGCGAGUUUAACGAUAACGAAGAUCGAAGAGGUAGACACGGGUAUUUUAACAUUAAAAUUAAAAAAUAUUUUCGGUGAAACCACAGCAGAUAUGGACAUUAUUGUUAUAAAAGUACCUGGCGAACCGGGAGUUCCGGAUGUUAUAGAAGUUACAGAUAAUUCUGUCACACUUCAUUGGAAACCUCCACAAUUUGAUGGAAAUUCACCAAUUGAAGGUUACGUUGUUGAAUAUCAUGACAAAGAUGAAUUUAUGGUGUGGCAUAAAAUACACGUAACAGAUACUACGCACGAAAUUAUAAAUUUAGUAACUGGACAUGAAGUUAUGUUUAAAGUAGCAGCGAUAAAUUGCGCUGGAAUAGGACCUGCAUCACACAACACAAAAUAUGUUAAGAUAGCAAGUCCAGGGUCAUUUACUCCACCUGUCAUUCAGGAACCCCUAUCUGACUUAUCAAUUGGAAUGGGUAAAUCGGUAGUUCUUCAGUGUGUCAUUACUGGGAAACCAACGCCGGAUAUUAAAUGGUUUAAGAACAAAACCAUAUACAAAACAAAGACAACGUCCUUUGAAAACCACGUAGCUAAGUUGACAAUCACCGAGUGCAACGAAUCUACAACCGGCACUUACACGUGCCAAGCGACCAACGGAGCAGGUACUGCCCAAACAUCGUGCAAACUCAGCGUACAAGACGUACCCAAAAUUGAAGUCCAUGAAUCGGAAACUUCACAAAUGAUUAGGGUACGAAAUCAAUGGAAAGUUAAGGCUACAUACAAGGGUUAUCCGAAGCCGACAAUUUCGUGGCAAAAGAACAGUCUACCAUUACCAGUUGCUGAUAAGCACAUAAGCGUGUACGACGACGACGACGAAUGGUCAACAACAAUAGCUAUUUACUCGGUGGAAAGACCCGACACUGGUGUGUAUACGAUAACCGCAUCAAACGCUGCCGGCACGGCUACGUGCAAUCUGAACCUCAAAGUUAUUGAGCCGGCUAAAGACGAUAAACCAAGCGCGCCACAAGGCCCGAUGCGCAUCAAAGAAAUCAACUCGGACUCUGUGACAAUCGAAUGGAACAAACCAUCCGAUGACGGUGGGUUGGACAUAUCAUCAUACCAGAUUGAAAGGUGCAACGUGGGCAAAAUGAUUUGGUCUAAAGUAGCCGACGUAGACCAAGAUGUAUCAGCAUACAGCGUUCAAAAAUUACACGAAGACGCCGAGUACAUGUUUAGAGUUUGUGCUCAAAACGCUGUUGGCGCAUCAGACUUUUUGGACAGCGAACCUGUUACUGUUAAGUGUCGAUAUCAUAAACCGUCAGCACCACAGGGUCCAUUGCAGAUCACGGGUGUGACAGAUACAUCUUUGACAAUCGCUUGGUUACCACCUUUCGAUAAUGGUGGAAUAGCAAUCGAAGACUAUUGUGUGGAAAUCAAGGAGGUAGACAAAAAAGCUUGGAGAAAGAUUAGUUCCACGAAAGACUUACACUUAAAGGUGUCGGACUUGAAGAAGGGAUCGUCCUACCACGUCAGGAUUACCGCUAGAAAUCACGUGGGUUAUGGGAAACCAUAUCAACCAGACGAUCCGAUUGUAGCCGGCAAGCGCAUAAGCUUUAGAAAUGGAAUAUCCGAUGAAACACUAUACGUACUUAUGGGAAUAUUCCCAACGAAAUCAAAAGCUUCCGCUUCGCCGUCCCCGCCCACGGAAUUCACUGUGAGUGACAUUACCAGCAAAACCGUUACGUUGCAUUGGGGACUACCAGAAAGUAAUGGUGGAUCUGAGAUCACAGGUUAUGUGAUUGAAAAACAACUGAACACAACGAAUAAAUGGUUCAAAGUAGCUACACUAGAACCGACUGUAAUGAAAUAUUGCGUAGAAAACUUGAAAGAAAAAUCGGAAUACUACUUUAAGAUUUAUGCGGAAAAUUGCAUCGGCCUUAGUCAAUCGGUCGAAACGAAAUUAGUCAGUCUGUUAACUCAUGCCACUGUACCCUCACCUCCAACCGCUCCGCUUGAAGUUCGAAACCUAAGUACCAACGCAGUGGUCGUAGAAUGGGGUGUACCGGAAACGGACGGUGGUGCGCCACUGCUAGGUUACAACAUAGCAAUUCGGGACGAGAAGAAAACUAUGUGGAUGGAAGUUGGCCGGGUGGACAUGGACGUACAAAAAUUCAAUAUCAAAGAUUUACAGGAAAACCAUAGGUAUCACAUUAGGAUAUUAGCCAAGAACGAAGUAGGCGUCAGCGAGCCAUUAGAAACUGAAGAACCGUACACCGUACAAAAACCAACAGAUUAUUACGAGUCGGACGUUGAAGAAUCGGUCAUGGAGUCAAAACCGUCUCUAACGCAAACGUCAGAAACCACUACGUCAUGGCUCAGAGAAAACAACAUGGACGCUGACAUAUCGUCUUACUCUAACGCUGCAUUAUUGAAGAGGAGUGAAUACUUUUUCCGCAUUUGGUAUUAUGCGAGAACAUUAUUCAAAUAAUAAAUACACAUCAUCAUCAUUAUUAUUAUUAUUAUUAUUAUUAUUAUUAUUUAUAUUAUUACCUAUUUUUAUUAUUACCUAUUACCCUUUAUUAUUACCUAUUUUUAUUGUCAAACUAAUGUUAACAUAUGAAUGAGAUGAAAAAUUUUCGUAUCGACGUUCCCUGAGUCGAGAUGAAAAGUGUUCACCAAUUUCUAUGUUAUUGUUUUGUUUUAUUUUUUUUUUUAAACGAUUGUGAUAAAAAAAAAUAAUAUAUAUAUAUAUAUCUUUUUAAUUUUAGUAUAAUAAUUCCCUAUCCUUUCCAAAUCCCUGUUAUUAAUUGUCUAAUAUGUUUAAUUUAUAAAUAAAAAAUGGUGGUAACUUAA
Messenger RNA from Melanaphis sacchari, 6062 nucleotides. Its product is annotated as titin-like. NCBI's taxonomy places the organism in Eukaryota, Metazoa, Arthropoda, Insecta, Hemiptera, Aphididae. Bases 151 to 5697 code for a protein of 1848 amino acids. The record is from RefSeq and is a predicted model, not a curated record. The transcript is spliced from 28 exons. Gene Ontology annotation, molecular function: protein binding.